Molecule: messenger RNA, 2226 nt
Organism: Heterotrigona itama
Lineage: Eukaryota; Metazoa; Arthropoda; Insecta; Hymenoptera; Apidae
Source: the annotation of a GenBank genome assembly
AUGAGGCUAACGGAGAAUGUUCCAAGUGCCUCUGUUACUUCCGCUAAAGCAAAGAUCUCAUCUUCCCUCGUUGCGAUGGGAGUUUCAAUGGCGAUGUUUCAUUUAAAUAAGGCGAUUGCGGACUAUCUCAGUACUAAUGGCUAUCAAGAUGCGCUCGAAGCGUUCAAGAAAGAAGCCGACAUGCCUGGGGAAGUGGAAAGAAAAUAUGGGGGUCUUCUGGAAAAGAAAUGGACCUCGGUCAUACGUUUGCAAAAGAAGGUAAUGGAACUGGAAUCCAAACUCUCUGAAGCAGAGAAGGAAUUUAUCGAAGGAGCACCGACACGUAGCAAACGGUCACCAUCUGAAUGGAUACCAAGGCCACCCGAAAAGUACAGUCUCACUGGACACAGAGCUCCCAUCAACAGAGUUAUUUUUCAUCCGGUUUUUAGUCUUAUAGUGUCUGCCAGCGAAGAUGCCACCAUCAAGGUGUGGGAUUUCGAGAGUGGCGAAUUCGAAAGAACAUUGAAAGGGCAUACUGACAGCGUGCAGGACGUCUCUUUCGACGUCUCCGGGAAACUGUUAGUCUCAUGCAGUGCGGACAUGUCUAUUAAGUUGUGGGACUUUCACCAGUCAUUCGCCUGCGUGAAAACCAUGCACGGACAUGAUCAUAGUGUCAGCUCUGUCGCAUUUGUGCCACAAGGAGAUUUCGUAGUGAGCGCCUCUAGGGAUAAGACCAUCAAAAUAUGGGAAGUCGCGACAGGGUAUUGUGUUAAAACGUUGACGGGACAUAGAGAGUGGGUACGGAUGGCCAGAGUCAGUCCCUGUGGAGAAUUAAUUGCUAGUUGCUCGAACGAUCAAACGGUACGAGUUUGGCAUGUCGCAACAAAGGAAACAAAGGUGGAACUCAGAGACCAUGAACACGUGGUGGAGUGUAUCGCAUGGGCACCAGACAGUGCAAGGGCAUCUAUCAAUGCUGCGGCAGGAGCAGACAAUAAGGGUGCCCAUGAAGGACCUUUCCUCGCAUCUGGCUCGCGAGACAAGGUAAUUCGCGUAUGGGACGUCGGUGCUGGUGUUUGUCUUUUUACCCUUUUGGGACAUGACAAUUGGGUUCGCGGCAUCGUCUUCCAUCCCGGUGGCAAGUUUAUCGUCAGUGCCUCUGACGAUAAGACCCUGCGAGUCUGGGACACGCGCAACAAACGGGUAAUGAAAACUCUCGAAGCGCACGUCCACUUUUGCACCUCCGUUGGUGAGUACACAAUACUUUAUAACUCGGCAAAAUACGUUUUUACUCGGAAAUUAUUUAAGAACCAACGAAGGUUCAAUUAGUCAUCCAAGAGCUGUAGAAUCAAAGAGAUUAAGUGAUCAUGUAACAUAUUGAAUCAUUUUUGUUAUCUCACGUAUGAUUAAGUAUUUUGAUUAUGUAACUUAGGAUAUUUGUUUUCUCAAAUUUCGAUCAGUCUUUUUAAUAUAUAUGUAUGUGUUUAAAAAUGAAAUAAUGAAAUUAUAUGUACUGUAAAUGAUUAAUUGAAGCAGAAAUUUGCUUUACUGUAGGAUAACUUCUUUUGAUAUAUUUACAAUUGUUUUUUAAACGGCAUAUUAUAUUCUAAUUAAUAUCAAAUUGAGUUGCAUGUUAUAAUAAAUAGUGUGACCUUGAUAUAAUGUAAGUUUAUAGAUUAUGCGAUAUACACGCCAACAAUGUACUAUUUUUAGAAUACAUUGAUCGAAAAAGUUUAUACUACUAGUUAUACUAGUUGAAUGAGAAAUUUUAUGAAUUUUUACAUUGUCAUUACUGAAGCCUCGAUUGUUUUUACUCUUCUAUUCUUAAAAGAUACACAUCAUAUUAACUGAGUAAUAAAAAUAGAAUGGAUCAAUAUUUACAGAAAUUUGAAAGCAAAACAAGCCGAUAUAAUUAUUUAUUUCUCAAAACAGUAAUUUACAUAUUUUUUAGUUUAAUCAAUGGAAAAGUUCAAUGUUUAUUUGAUAUUUUUGUCUUAUCUUUUAGUAAAUAUAGUUAUGUUACUCAUAUAUAAACAAUUCAACUUCGUAUAGGUAGACUUAUUCCAUGAAAAAAUACAAUAUCUAACGUGUAACGAUAGAUAUUUAAACGUUUUAAAUCAGAAAAUUGUUUUCCAAUAAUUUGUAUGUACUGAUUAUUGCAUAAAAUGAAUUUUAGAUUUUCACAAAAGCCAUCCUUACGUGGUCACCGGUAGUGUCGAUCAAACAGUAAAGAUUUGGGAAUGCCGCUAG